UCAACCCCCCGAGAAUCCCCUCAGAAAAUACUCAAAGAAGAAAAUGACAGGUCGCAUCUCCCCGCUGGUCCACCUGGUGUACUUUUGAUAACGGACAAAGUUUCCCCUCAGAAGGUGAAUGUUUAUCCAGAAACGCACCAGACUCAGACUUUUUGGGACCGAGCGUUGACAGGGGAGGGGGAUGACAGUCUUCUGCAUCCCUUGCUGUCUCCAUCCCCCUUUUGUAGGAUCCGUGGCUGGACUUGUUUUGAUUGAUACCCUGCACCGCAUCACCAAGGAAGCCCUACCCAGAGCAAAGGACCCUCGAGACCAACUCGGUAGGGGGGGGGGCAGGUUCCCUCACUCCCUAUGGGGACAGUGUUCGGAGAUAAUCCCUGCCUGCAGCUCACCUGGUCUCUGCGCUGGGGCAUGGCUCAUUGACAGCUCCGGCCCCAGUACCAGGGCCAGGAGUUCUGGGCUCCACGAUCUGCCGGCUGCGCAGACUGUCAUCCAACUCAUGCCACAGGUUGACUACCUACAGGCAGACGCAAAAUGGACGCACGCAGGUCGUAUGCAAGUACCCCUACAAAUGCAUAGAACAACCCAUGUCGGUGUCCAACCAGAGGAGAGCUUGGGAUCCAUUGUCGAUCCAUCAUCUUCCCCACUUGGUGUUUGCGACUGACUGGACCCAACAGUAUCUUUCUCAGCAGCGGGUGCAGUCAUUUGUUGAUCAUCGACAGUCUCGUUAGCCCUAGUGACACCAAAGGGCUGGAACUCACCGCUUGGGCCUCUGUUAUGCAUCGAGACAUCCCCCGGGCACUCCGCAAAGCUAACGCACAAUCGAUGCGAAAAGCACCAGACAAAAUUCGAGCGAGGCACCACCUGUACCUACCUCCU
This is a messenger RNA of Aspergillus sclerotioniger CBS 115572, 876 nucleotides long. RefSeq lists its product as uncharacterized. The transcript has a single exon. The coding region runs from base 182 to 661 and encodes 159 amino acids. NCBI's taxonomy places the organism in Eukaryota, Fungi, Ascomycota, Eurotiomycetes, Eurotiales, Aspergillaceae. The record is from RefSeq and is a predicted model, not a curated record.